Molecule: messenger RNA, 146 nt
Organism: Racocetra persica
Lineage: Eukaryota; Fungi; Glomeromycota; Glomeromycetes; Diversisporales; Gigasporaceae
Source: the annotation of a GenBank genome assembly
GAAAAGGUUCUGGUUUUGGUCAAUUUAUCACCGGUAGUCUCCGUACAAGAUGCUGUACUAAGUGUCUUUUGUUCGUUAACAUUGAUUGGAAGUAUGCUACUUCAAUACAUAAUCUACUUAAUAUCGCGACCGAAGCUGAAAAUUAG